AUGCGAACAACAUUACCGCCCGCCAUCGAGUUUGCGACAGUUCCAAUCUCGGCAAUCCUGCUUCAUACUGGGGAUUGGUCGAAAUGCUGCUACGUCGUGUUUGCAAUCGUAUUUUGCCCAGCCAGUCAGCUUUACUUGGACCCAUAUAUCCCCAGAAUGAGGAGAAUUAAGCCAGCCGCAGCCUAUGUCAAGAUUGCCACGCAGAUCACAGAUCCAAAAAAUAACUUUAGUACCGCUAGGAAAGCUUUUGGAUCGUUAACCUAUUCCGCUGACACGCUAAGGAAGCCAAGCAGCAAGCCUAAAUUCCAUGGCUUGCGGCGAUGGGUCACCUUAUCUCUGAUUGGUCUGAAUGCUAUCAAGUUACAGACCGCCGGUGGAAUAUCGUGUGUCGCGGUUGGCCUUAAACAGGCUGUGUUGUUCAACGGCGAUCACGGAACCUCAGGCAGUGCCGAAGGGCUGUGUUGUAAAGGGUGUGAACAGCUUGAUUUGGGUAAAAGGGCCAUGCAAUUUGCAUCGCGGGAUGAGUAG
Molecule: messenger RNA, 528 nt
Organism: Bipolaris oryzae ATCC 44560
Lineage: Eukaryota; Fungi; Ascomycota; Dothideomycetes; Pleosporales; Pleosporaceae
Exons: 3
Coding region: 1-528 (175 amino acids)
Source: RefSeq, a predicted model, not a curated record